AUGGUGCAAUCUAGCCAACGAACCUCCAAUUCUUACGUAGUUAAACGAGAUGGACGACACGAGGCUGUUUCUUUUGAUAAAAUUGCUCGCCGAAUUAUGAAACUGUGCUACGGCUUAAGCCAGGAUCGAGUAGAUCACAUCGAAAUAUCGCAAAAAGUGAUUGCUGGCCUAUACAAAGGUGUAACGACUGUUGAACUGGAUAAUUUGGCUGCGGAAAUCGCUGCUGACAUGAUAACUAAACACCCAGACUAUGCAACUUUGGCAUCUCGAAUUGCUGUCUCUAAUUUGCAUAAGAAAACUGAAAAAUUAUUUUCGAAGGUCUCAAAAAGACUGUACAAUGCUACACAUCCGAAAUCUGGUCGACAUAUGCCACUGAUUAGCAAGAAUAUAUUCGAUAUCAUUCAAAAUAAUGCAGAUAUUCUGGACUCAGCAAUAAUUCAUGAACGUGACUUUUGCUACACAUACUUUGGUUUGAAGACUUUAGAACGUUCUUAUCUUCUGCAAAUCAAUGGAGAAUUGGCCGAACGUCCGCAGCAUAUGUUAAUGAGGGUUGCACUUGGGAUUCAUGGUGACAAUAUUGAGGCUGCUCUUGAGACUUACAAUUUGAUGUCCGAAAGAUGGUUUACACAUGCAACACCGACACUCUUUAACAGUGGUACCUGCACACCGCAAAUGAGUUCGUGCUUCCUGUUGACGAUGUUUGACGAUAGUAUUGAAGGCAUAUUCGAAACGUUGAAGAAGUGUGCACUGAUUUCAAAAAGUGCUGGUGGUAUUGGCUUAAAUGUGCACUGCAUACGUGCCACUGGCUCGGCAAUUGCUGGAACAAAUGGCGUUUCAAAUGGCUUGGUACCUAUGCUUCGGGUGUUUAAUAAUGCGGCGCGGUACGUCGAUCAGGGUGGGAAUAAGAGGCCAGGCGCUUUUGCUGUUUACUUGGAACCGUGGCACGCGGACAUUUUCGACUUUUUGGAACUGAGGAAGAAUGUGGGUGAUGAACUUGAGCGUUGUCGUGAUUUGUUUUUCGGUUUAUGGGUGCCGGAUCUUUUCAUGGAGCGUGUACGUGACGAUAAAGUAUGGUCGCUAAUGUGUCCUGCUGAAUGUCCCGGCUUGGAAGAUUCGUGGGGCGAGGCAUUCGAAAAACUAUAUAUGCAGUAUGAAGAAGAAGGUCGGUACAGAAAGCAGGUACCUGCUAGAAAACUGUGGGAAACAAUCGUUUCUACUCAAAUAGAAACUGGCAUGCCAUAUAUGGUUUACAAGGAUACGUGCAAUCGAAAAACUAACCAGCAGAACUUGGGUACCAUCAAAUGUUCCAAUUUGUGUACUGAAGUAGUUCUGUACUCGUCUCGUGAAGAGAUUGCCGUGUGUAAUUUGGCAUCUAUUGCACUUAGCCGUUUUGUUUCGUCAGAAAUGACAUUUGACUUCAAAAUGUUGCGUGAGAUCACAAAAGUAGUUGUUAGGAAUUUGAACAAGGUCAUCGAUCGCAAUUAUUAUCCAGUACCGGAAGCAGAACGGUCUAAUAAGAGACAUCGUCCGAUUGGCAUUGGUGUUCAGGGCCUGGCUGAUGCCUUCAUUCUUAUGCGAUAUCCAUUUACUAGUGAGAAAGCUCGUGAUCUUAAUAAGCGAAUUUUUGAAACGAUGUAUUAUGCAGCACUUGAAGCUUCUUGUGAACUUGCGAUGGAACAAGGUCCGUAUGAAAGCUACGAACGUUCGCCUGUUAGUAGAGGAAUUUUACAAUUCGAUAUGUGGGGCGUGACGCCGACAAAUCAGUGGGAUUGGGAAACUUUGCGUAAAAAAAUUGCAAUGUACGGCAUCCGGAAUAGCUUAUUAUUAGCACCAAUGCCUACUGCUUCAACCGCGCAGAUACUUGGCAACAAUGAAAGUAUUGAGCCUUAUACCAGUAAUGUGUACACUCGUAAUGUCUUAUCCGGAAGUUUUCAGGUCUUCAAUAUGCACCUUAUGAAUGAUCUCAUGCGCCUUGAUUUAUGGGAUGACGAUAUGAAAUUAGAAAUAAUUAAAAAUAAAGGAUCGAUUCGGAAUAUUGAACGCAUUCCACAAGAAAUCCGAGAUCUUUACAAGACAGUUUGGGAAAUGUCGCAACGAGAUAUUAUUGAUAUGGCUGUUGAUCGCGGUGCAUUUAUCGAUCAUUCGCAGUCGUUAAAUAUAUUUAUAGCACGUCCCAAUUACGGCAAUAUUACCAGCAUGCACUUCUAUGGAUGGCAGAAGGGCUUGAAAACUGGAAUGUAUUACUUGCGCACGAGACCAGCAGUUGAUGCAGUACAAUUCACUGUUGACAAAACUCGUCUCAAAGACUAUGCUAACGCUAAUGCAGAUGACGGUUCUAAGUCAGGAUCUAGUUCUAUUCCUGGUUCUGCCAUUGAGUUGACAACAAAAAUGAUGGAGUGUGCGGUUAACAGUGGAGGUAGCUGUAUAGUGAUUUGGCGAAGAUAUGCGGUGAUUCGCGUUGAAAAAGGAACUGAUGUGAAUCAUGGGUAUUCCGGUCAUCCAGGUUUUAUGUUAUUGCAUUUGGAUGGCAAAUUUCGAGAUUUAAGUGAAAAUUCUGCCAAAAUUAAAUUUUUCUUAGAGUUGGAAAGUUGGUACGAUGAGGAAGAACUAUUUCGACUCGUGGUCGCAUUUGGGCGGCAAAUGUCACGCCCAUUAGCGCGCAAAAUUAUAGCUUAUGCAAUAAAGCAUCCAUAUCUUAGAAACAGAAUUCUUAUUCCGAUGGGCAGAAGUUUACAUGCUAUUUCAUUUCGUUUACGGAUCAAAAGUAUAGGCCUUGCUGUUCCAUCUAAAACACCAACUGUAACCGAACAACAGGCAAUCGAAAUGGCCAGCGAAACGCUUGUAGAGGCACUAAUUUACGUGUCAACUGUAUUACUAAUAUAUGCAAUUUACCGAUCAAAUCCAGAAAAAGCCAAGGCCAGCGAUGUAGAAAAAUACGUUAAAGAAAACGAAGAAAGGAUAGCAAAGUUUGAAGAGAAGCUCAAAGAACAAGAUGAAUUAACGAUAAAGAUUGUGAAGAUUAUCCGUGAAAAGAAACUGGAUGACAGGAACAUUCUGGUAGAAAAGGGUCAAAAAGGUCAACUUCUAUCUUUUAUUGGUGACAAAAUGAAAACAUUGAUGCCCGGGCAGGACAAAACAUCUCGCUAG
Molecule: messenger RNA, 3147 nt
Organism: Loa loa (African eye worm)
Lineage: Eukaryota; Metazoa; Nematoda; Chromadorea; Rhabditida; Onchocercidae
Product: ribonucleoside-diphosphate reductase large subunit
Exons: 23
Coding region: 1-3147 (1048 amino acids)
Biological process (GO): deoxyribonucleotide biosynthetic process; DNA replication
Cellular component (GO): ribonucleoside-diphosphate reductase complex
Molecular function (GO): ATP binding; ribonucleoside-diphosphate reductase activity, thioredoxin disulfide as acceptor
Source: RefSeq, a predicted model, not a curated record